This is a messenger RNA of Cydia fagiglandana, 508 nucleotides long. RefSeq lists its product as uncharacterized. NCBI's taxonomy places the organism in Eukaryota, Metazoa, Arthropoda, Insecta, Lepidoptera, Tortricidae. Bases 125 to 397 code for a protein of 90 amino acids. The transcript has 2 exons. The record is from RefSeq and is a predicted model, not a curated record.
UGGCACACAGGAUUCUCAUAUUCGCAUGUAUAAAAGCUCGUAAUCUGCAAACAUAAUCAGUCAAACUCUAACGUCCUGUAGUGACAGCUUGCCCGUCAGACAGAGGCGUCCUAAUCUCUCCAUCAUGUUCAAAUUGUUCGUUCUUUUCGCCAUGGCGGCAGUUUGCACGGCCGCGCCUCGGCCCAGCGUGGUCGCCUAUUCCCCGGUGUACUCCCCGGUGGCCCCCGUGGUGUCUCACGUGCCGGUCGCCUACUCCUCCCAGUCCAGCACCGUGGUGCACUCUGCCCCGGUGUACUCCGCGCCGGUACUUCACUCCGUGGCGGUAGAGCCCGUCCUCCACGCAGUACCCGUGCAACCUGUAGUCCAUUCCGUGCCAGUGUAUUCUGCUUACGUUUAAAAUAGGUUUACGAGAAUGUUUCUAGUUAUUUUUUGUUAUAAUUUGAUGAUUUAAUAGCUUUAACACAACUUAAAAUGCGAUAGUAUAGUAGACAGCCCAUUUAUUUUGUUA